This is a messenger RNA of Sphaerodactylus townsendi, 2893 nucleotides long. RefSeq names its product zinc finger protein 883-like. The record is from RefSeq and is a predicted model, not a curated record. Gene Ontology annotation, molecular function: DNA-binding transcription repressor activity, RNA polymerase II-specific; DNA-binding transcription activator activity, RNA polymerase II-specific; RNA polymerase II cis-regulatory region sequence-specific DNA binding. The transcript has 7 exons. Gene Ontology annotation, cellular component: nucleus. The coding region runs from base 168 to 2102 and encodes 644 amino acids. NCBI's taxonomy places the organism in Eukaryota, Metazoa, Chordata, Lepidosauria, Squamata, Sphaerodactylidae. Gene Ontology annotation, biological process: negative regulation of transcription by RNA polymerase II.
AGAGCCCCCCCCCCUCUCCAAAGCAGCCGUUUCCUCCCGGGGAAAAGAGCCCUGCAAUCCGGAGACCGGCGGCUGGAACUGCAAGAGACCUGCGCACCUCCCCGGGAGGUUGGCAACAGGAAAACUCUCCCAGGGUUUGAGAGAGAGCAGCAGUCCUAGAGAGGCAGAUGGGAGGGGGCCGGGGGAGCCAUUUCCUGUAUCCCCCCCCCCCCCACUCUCCGUUUGCAGGAGCCGCCUUGGCAUUUCCCGGGGAGCUGCUUCAGUGGCUUGGGGGGCUCCGGCUGCAGCAGAAAGACCUCUGGAUGCCUUCUCCUUCGUGUGGAGAAGAGUCAAGUGCUGCCAUGCAGCCGCCACAGGGUGGGGCGACCUUCGAAGAGGUGGCUGUGUAUUUCACCCAGCGGGAGUGGACCUUGCUGAGCCCAGGCCAGAAAGCUCUGUACAAGGAAGUCAUGCUGGAGAAUUUUGGGAACGUGGCCUCUCUGGGACCUCAGAUUGCCAAACCUGACUUCAUAUCCUGGCUGGAAGAGGACAAAGAGCCAUUUCUCCUGGUGGAUGAAGAAGAGGAAGGAUUAGCAGCAGGUUGUAUGUGGGAAUCAGUAAAUGGAACAUCUGAGCAUCCAACCAUGGAGAAAAAAGAGAUAUAUUCAGAUGUGAAAGAGGAAGAUGAAUGCUGUGACGCUCUGAGGAAGGAGGAGGGAAAACACACAUCUAAUGAGAAAAAUAAUACUAGAGCUUUCCAGGGGGGUAACUUUCUACGGCAGAAAAUGAACCAAAGAGAAAAUAGAAAUGAGACCACUGCAAGCAGACAAAGUACUCCUGAAAAACCAGAUAUUAAUAUUCACUGGAGCACCUAUAACAGAAAGAAAAAACAUAAAUGCCAGGAAUGUGGGAAAACGUUCAGUCUGAGGGGAAGCCCAAGAUCACAUGAAAUGAUUCACCAAAUGGAGAAACUAUGCAAUUGUCUAGAGUGUGGAAAAAGCAUGAAUCAGAUUGGAAAACUUUCUUCCCAUCACAGAAUUCACACAGGGGAGAAACCGUAUAAAUGCCUGGAUUGUGGCAGCAGCUUCUGUAAGAGUAGAAACCUUACUCUCCAUCAAAGACAUCAUACAGAGGAGAAACCAUUUAAAUGCCUACAAUGUGGAAAAAGCUUUGAUCAGAGUGGACACCUUAUUGUCCAUCAAAGAAUUCACACAGGGGAGAAACCUUAUAAAUGCCUGGAGUGUGGGAAAAGCUUCAGUCACAGUAACAGCUUGUCUUCCCAUCAAAGAAUUCACACAGGAGAGAAACCAUAUAAAUGCCUGGAAUGUGGGAAAAGUUUCACUCAGCAUUCGCACCUAAGUGUCCAUCAAAGAAUUCAUACAGGAGAGAAACCAUAUAAAUGCCUGGAGUGUGGGGAAAGCUUCAGUCACAGUCACAGCUUGUCUUCCCAUCAAAGAAUUCACACCGGGGAGAAACCAUAUAAAUGCUUGGAGUGUGGGAAAAGCUUCAGUGACAGUGGAAACUUUACUGUCCAUCGAAGAAUUCACACAGGAGAGAAACCAUAUACAUGCCUGGAGUGCGGGAAAAGCUUCAGUCAGCGUAUACACCUUACUUCCCAUCAAAGAGUUCAUACAGGGGAGAAACCAUAUAAAUGCCUCGAGUGUGGAAAAAGCUUUACUGAGAGUGGACAACUUACUUCCCAUCAAAGAAUUCACACAGGGGAGAAACCCUAUAAAUGUCUGGAAUGUGGGAAAAGCUUUGGUCAGAGUGGAUACCUUACUAUCCAUCAAAGAAUUCACAGAGGGGAGAAACCAUAUAAAUGCCUGGACUGUGGAAAAACCUUCACUGAGAGUGGACACCUGACUGCACAUCAAAGAACUCACACAGGAGGAAAACCUUUUAAAUGCCUGGAAUGUGGGAAAAGCUUCAGUCAGAGUGGACGCUUUACUGUCCAUCAAAGAAUUCACAGAGGGGAGAAACCAUAUAAAUGCCUGGACCGCGAGAAAACUUUCAGUGAGCGUGCAAAGCUUACUUCCCAUCAAAGAACUCACACAGGAGAAAAACCAUAUAAAUAUCCAACGCGUGGGAAAAGCUGCAAUCACAAUAAAAGCUUGUCUUCCUAACAAAGAAUUCAUUCAGGAGAGAAGCCAUAGAAAUGCUAGAAGUGUGGAAAAAGUUUAACCUGGAGUAAUCGCUUUGCUUCUCAUCAAAACACUGACACAGCAGAGAAACCAUAGAGGUGUUCUAGUGUGGAAGGAAGGUUUCUUCCUUGCCGUGUGUUGUUGAAGGCUUUCAUGGGUGGAAUUAACUGGCUGUUGUGGGUUUUCCAGGUUGGGUGGCUGUGGUCUGUUAGUUUUAGCUCCUAACAUUUUGCUCACAUCUAUGGCUGGCACCUUGAGAGGCUUGUCAUGGCAAGAUGUGUUCCUCUCUGUGGCACAACUAAAACUAUUAGAACAAGACCACACAGCCUAGCAUCACAGGUUGGGUUCAGGGCAGCUAUCAACAAAUGAGAUCAACCAUAGAAGGAUUGUCUCUUUCAGCAAGGUCAUGUGUCAGGAGCUGAUGAUCAAUCAUGUCAAAGGCUUAUCACUCCUCAAAUAUUAAUAGCUUGUCCUAUAUAUGUUAACAGACUUCCAUAGUAACAGUCUUGUCACUGGAGCAAGCUCCCAUUUCCCAGACCUCUAGACACAGGUUUCCUGGAGUUGGGGGGUUGGGGGUUGGGAGAGGAGUAAGGGGCCCUGUUUCCCUAGAGAUUAUAUUGUGUAUUCAUUAUUUUAAUGAUAUUUAUGCAGAGUAUCAGUUGUUAUAUAGCUUUAUUAUCUCUGUAAAUUGAAUAGCUGAUCUGGAAAAGUACCAAAGUUUAGGAUUGUAGAGCUGAACAAAUAAAAGAUUAAUUGCUCUUUUUUUUGCAAAA